Messenger RNA from Entrophospora candida, 400 nucleotides. The record is from the annotation of a GenBank genome assembly. Lineage: Eukaryota; Fungi; Glomeromycota; Glomeromycetes; Entrophosporales; Entrophosporaceae.
AUCAAUGGAAGAUGCUGGAAGUAAAAUCUCAGCUAAGGAUGCUAAACAAAAUAAAUCAAGUAACCAAAACAUUGUUGUUGAUGCUGGCCAACCAACCAGUGAUGAGUUUGAAAAUAUUGAUAAGCUUACUGAGAAUAUUGUAAAUAUUGAGAAAAAAUUACCUUAUGUUGAGUUUAUUGUUUCUUCUUCUCUUUCGAAUAAAUCCAAAAAGCAAAAGAUGAUCCUUUCAUGGAAGCAUGUUAUUGAGAAAAUUACAAUUGAUCAUAAUUCAGAUCAUGAUUGGAUCAUGAAUGGGUACAAUAUUUCUGAAGACUUUUGUAAGUUCCAAACACAAACAGUGGAACUAUUGAAGAGCAACCCAUUCUUCUCAUAUGCAACGGAUGUUGACCAAAUAUUGUAG